Didymodactylos carnosus is the source of this 618-nucleotide messenger RNA. The record is from the annotation of a GenBank genome assembly. Lineage: Eukaryota; Metazoa; Rotifera; Eurotatoria; Philodinida; Philodinidae.
AUGGAUAAUAAUUCAGAUGAUGAAAACAGUAACAAAACGUUUCUUGUUCAACGUCGCACAAAAAGAAAUCGACAAACCAAGACACAGUUGAUAUUCGAUGAAAAAGCUCGAAAAGAAUAUUUAACUGGAUUUCAUAAGCGCAAAUUAGAACGUCGUGAACGUGCACAAGAACAAUUAGAACAAGAGAUUAAAAAUGAUCUAAAAGAUCUUCGACAAAAAAGACGUGAUGAAAUGAAAAAAAAACACGAACAACUUGGUUUACUCGAUACUGUAGAAAGCACCACAAAAAAAAGAACCGUACAAUUCAAAAAUCAUACAGUAGAAGUUGCUGAAAUAGAUGAUCAAUUAAUAACAAAUACCGGCCUGUUCAUGGGCAAUAGUAGUGCUGUAGCAUGCAAUGAUAGCACGCCUGAUGUUCAAAAUGAUGAAGGGAAGAAAGUUAAAACCAAAAAAAAGCAUCCAUUAUCGAAAAAGAUGUCCAUAUUACAAAAUAUGAAAGCAACGUCUAAAUCGUUAAAAAGUAGUGGAGGUAUACAUCAUAGAAAACAUAAAAAGAGAAAUAGUAACACUGCAAAACAUACGUCGAACAACAAAAGGACUAAGAUAAAUAAAAAGUAG